Molecule: messenger RNA, 1484 nt
Organism: Dendrobium catenatum
Lineage: Eukaryota; Viridiplantae; Streptophyta; Magnoliopsida; Asparagales; Orchidaceae
Product: dehydrogenase/reductase SDR family member 7
Exons: 12
Coding region: 73-1056 (327 amino acids)
Cellular component (GO): membrane
Molecular function (GO): oxidoreductase activity
Source: RefSeq, a predicted model, not a curated record
UUAAGUUUCCAUAGAUAAAAACGGAAACAAAAAGCCGAUUCCGACUGCUUUCUAUCUUUGUCUAUAACGAAAAUGUUGGCGUUGGUUAUUGGCUCCCUCACCCUCUUCACGAUCGGAGCCCUUCUUGUGAAGUUCGCAACGGCAGAUGGGGAUUUCACGCUGCUGUUCAAGGGUCGUGCGAAACGCGAGCGAGUGGAAGGCAAGGUCGUCUGGAUUACUGGAGCAAGCCGUGGAAUUGGAGAAGUUCUUGCAGGCCAAUUUGCAUGUUUAGGGGCAAAGUUGAUACUUUCUGCUAGAAAUGUGGCAGAGCUUGAGAGAGUCAAAAUUGAAACUAUUGGCAAGUAUCCUGGUACCAAUAUUGAGAUAUUGCCUUUAGAUUUGGCAUCCGGUGAAGAAGCUCUGAAAGAUGCAGUUAAAAAGGCAGAGUCCCUUUUCUCUGCUUCUGGUGUGGACUAUAUGGUACAUAAUGCAGCCUUUGAGCGUCCGAAGAGAAAAGCUCUGGAUGAAACUGAGGAAGGGAUUCAGGCCACAUUCAACAUUAAUGUGCUGGGGACUAUUACUCUUACAAAGCUUCUUGCUCCUUUCAUGCUUAAAAGGGGAGGGGGUCAUUUUAUUGUGAUGAGUAGUGCUGCAGGUAAGUGCCCUGCACCUGGGCAGGCUAUAUACUCAGCAUCCAAGCAUGCUCUUAAUGGAUAUUUUCACACUUUGCGAUCUGAGUUAUAUCCUGAAGGCAUCAAAGUUACAGUUGUCUGUCCUGGUCCUAUAGAAACAUCUAUAACUUCUGGAGCAGGCUCUUCUGCUAGCGGUUCUUCUGAGAGGCGUGUAUCUUCAGAACGAUGUGCCGAGCUUACUAUUGUUGCAGCUACCCAUGAUCUUAAGGAAGCUUGGAUAUCAUACCAACCUGUUCUGCUAGUUAUGUACUUGGUACAAUACAUGCCAACAAUUGGGUUUUGGUUUAUGGACAAGAUUGGUGGAAAUAGGUUGGAGGCUGCAAAGAGAAAUGGAGAUACCUAUAGCUGGAAGUUAUUUUUUGGUGAAAAGAAGAAAACGGCAUGAUUUGAUCUGAUGCCUGAAAUACAGUAGCUUUGAUGCGAUGUCUGAAAACUGUUUAUCAACAAUUUUUCGUCGUGCAAUUACAACGGCAGGUACCCUGUUUAUUAGCUCUGCUUGCUCAAAAGAGGUAUUCCAGCCAGCCAACGUUAUUUAAUCUUUAUAAAUUAUAAUGAUUUUGAAAUCAUCCAAAAUGAAUUGGAUGGAUGGGAUGGGAUGCCUUAACUGCGUCUCCAUAGUUAUCAUGAUAACUGCAAAGAGCUUACCUGCACUAAAAAGCCAUCAAGCUCUUAUAUGAGUUAUCUUAUGAGUCAACUUUGCAUUUUUAUUGUGUUCUGCACAAGUCAUAUAUGUCUUGAAAACUAUUGGAUUUAUAACAGAUUAAUGUAUUAAUUUAUUUAGAAAGGGCAGGUCCUCCCAACUCGCUUAUUUCA